Messenger RNA from Penicillium malachiteum, 864 nucleotides. Its product is annotated as intradiol ring-cleavage dioxygenase. Gene Ontology annotation, molecular function: catechol 1,2-dioxygenase activity; ferric iron binding. Gene Ontology annotation, biological process: catechol-containing compound metabolic process. The record is from RefSeq and is a predicted model, not a curated record. The transcript has 4 exons. Bases 1 to 864 code for a protein of 287 amino acids. Lineage: Eukaryota; Fungi; Ascomycota; Eurotiomycetes; Eurotiales; Aspergillaceae.
AUGGCCGCUCACAGAUUUGAUCCCGAGUUCACCGACAAUGUCAUUAACUCAAUGGGUCCUAAGACCUCACCGCGUAUGCGUCAGCUUAUGAGCGGUCUGAUCAGACACGUUCAUGACUUCGCGCGCGAGAACGAGCUUACAGUUGACGAGUGGAUGGCUGGUGUGAAGAUGCUCAAUUGGGCAGGACAGAUGAGUGACGAUAAGCGCAAUGAGGGACAACUAGUCUGCGACGUCAUUGGUCUGGAAACUCUUGUUGAUGAAAUUACUUUUACUCUGGCCGAUGAGGCUGCAGAUGCGCCCACCGCCACCGCCAUCUUGGGCCCGUUCUUCCGUGCCGAUACCCCGUGGCGCGAGAACGGCUCCGAUAUUGUCGUUACUAAGCCAGAUGACGGCGAGAUGGCCUUUAUGCAUGGUCGCAUAAUGGAUGUUGCCACUCAGAAGCCUCUUGUUGGCGCGUCAGUUGAGGUGUGGCAGGCAUCGACAAAUGGAUUGUAUGAGCAGCAAGAUUCCAAUCAGGUUGAGUUCAACUUGCGUGGAAAGUUUAAGACAGAUGCCGAUGGUCGCUACUACUUUUAUUGCUUGCGGCCGACACCUUAUCCCGUUCCAGAUGAUGGCCCUGCUGGAAAGCUCCUUGAGUUGAUGGACCGUCACCCCUUCCGCCCUGCCCACAUUCAUAUUCUUGCUACUCACGAAGGCUACCGCCCUCUCACUACUCAGAUCUUUGAUAGCCAAGACAAGUAUCUGACCAACGACUCCGUGUUCGCGGUUAAGGACUCCUUGAUCGUGGACUUUGUCCCCCGCGAGGGCGACUCCAAGGCUGCCCUUGAGCUCAAGUACGAUGUUAAGCUUGUGGCUGAUGAAUGA